Molecule: messenger RNA, 852 nt
Organism: Chaetomium globosum CBS 148.51
Lineage: Eukaryota; Fungi; Ascomycota; Sordariomycetes; Sordariales; Chaetomiaceae
Product: spermidine synthase
Exons: 5
Coding region: 1-852 (283 amino acids)
Biological process (GO): spermidine biosynthetic process
Cellular component (GO): cytosol
Molecular function (GO): spermidine synthase activity
Source: RefSeq, a predicted model, not a curated record
AUGAAUGGGUGGUUCCGCGAGAUCUCGGAGAUGUGGCCCGGCCAGGCCAUGACCCUCCGGGUCAAGAAGGUGUUGCAUCACGAGAAGAGCAAGUUCCAGGACGUCCUGAUCUUCGAGUCCACCAACCAUGGAAACGUGCUCGUCCUCGACAAUGUCAUUCAGUGCACCGAGCGGGAUGAGUUCUCGUACCAGGAGAUGAUCACCCACCUGGCUAUGAACUCGCAUCCCAACCCCAAGAAGGUCCUCGUCAUCGGUGGUGGCGACGGCGGUGUCCUGCGCGAGGUUGUCAAGCACGAGUGCGUGGAGGAGGCCACCCUCUGCGACAUUGAUGAGGCCGUCAUCCGCCUCUCCAAGAAGUACCUCCCCCACAUGUCGGCUGGCUUCAACCACUCCAAGGUCAAGGUCCACAUCGGCGACGGCUUCAAGUUCCUCGACGACUACAAGAACACCUUCGACGUCAUCAUCACGGACUCUUCUGACCCCGAGGGCCCGGCCGAGUCGCUUUUCCAGAAGCCCUACUUCAAGCUCCUUCACGAUGCUCUCCGCGAGGGCGGCGUUAUUACCACCCAAGGUUCCGAGAACCAAUGGCUCCACCUGCCGCUGAUCACCAAGCUCAAGAAGGACUGCGGCGAGAUCUUCCCCGUGGCCGAGUACGCUUACACCACCAUCCCGACAUACCCGUCGGGCCAGAUCGGCUUCAUGGUCUGCUGCAAGGACGCCAACCGCAACGUGCGCGAGCCUGUCCGCUCGUGGAGCAAGGAGGAGGAGCGCAAGCUGUGCCGGUACUACAACGCCGACAUCCACAAGGCCAGCUUCGUCCUUCCCACCUUUGCGCAGGAGGCCCUGGAAUAA